AGUAAAAGAUAAUAAUAAAUCAUAAAUAAUAAAUAAUAAAUAUAAAAAAUCUUUGGAGGUUAAGCAUCAAUCGAUGUAUGUAAGCGCUCCUCGACGUAUGUGUUGGACAAACCGAAACGAGCGUUGCGGAAAAAGUUUAAGCGUAGCCAAUAAGGCGUUAACCCUUAUUAGGAAUAUUACAAAGGAAUUCAAACAGUGUUCGUCGUGUUCAGUGCAAGAGUGAAGGAGUGAAGGAAAAUAUUUUUACGAGCCAUAAUACUGUGCCAAAGUGUCAAAUAACUUGAACCGCUAAGUGUCAAAAUAUGCACAGAAGCACUAAAUAGCGAAAGCACACACAACACACACACACAUACACACACAAAUAACGAAAUAACGUGAAAAAUUGAAAAAUUGAAAAAUGAUGUGCAAAUUAAACUGAGAAAUAUAAACAUGAAAUAGUUUAAUAAACCAAUUAAGGAUAUUCUAACCAUAAACGUAAUUACUAGUCAAUAUUAAAUAUAUAUAUAUAUAUAUAUUAAAAACAUAAAGCAACAAAAAAAAAGAUGAAUAAGUGAGAAAUCGAAGACUUUGGCAAAAGGGUAUCUUUAUUGCCUGCGUGCAUGAAUUUUUCUUGAAUACACACAGAACACAGAACGACUGGACGGACAAAUGGGGACGGUCCCCAAUACGCACAUACAAGAACAAAGCGCCGUGCCGUGCGUUACUUUUGGUGUUUAAUAUUUUGCUUACGUUUUGCUUACGUUUUGCUUUUUGAUUAUUUGUAAUAAUAAAUUAACACUUCAAACUGUUUUGUUCGAGACGUACGAAAUGAAAAUCAAUCAAUAACAAAUAUACAAUAAAUACAAUAAAUACUAUAUAUAAAUAAAUAAAUAUAUAUAACCAAUCUAUAUGUACUUAUAUCCAACUGCAAAGAGAAGAGUUCACUGAUUAUUCACUGACAAACACACAUCUCCUUCGCAAACAUUCUAGUCGUGGCAACUACAAAUCCAAUACAAUUCCAAAAGCUAACGGAUUAUGGGCUGUGGACAAAGUAAGAUUCACUUGUAUCCUAGAAAGUCAAAAAGUAAAGCAAAUGGCAAAAAAGGAGCGCAUGCUGAUUCGGAUGCAGAAACAGACGAAGAAGAGGGCCGCAUUGAAGAAACAGAAAAAUAUCAAAAUCGAGAGCGAGAAAAAACUGAAGAAACUGAAGAACAAAGCAAUAAAGACACACAAGAAACGGAUGAAGAAGUUUCGGUAUCACUACUACGGGCUAAAAAUCUUUCACUUUUACAAAGCCAAGAGAUUUCAACUAGUCAGCAGAAUUUUUUUCGUAUGUUAGAUAAAAAAAUUGAAGAGGGUCCUGAUUAUGAUUCUGCUAGCGAAACAGAAAUUGCACUAGAGGAAGCUAGACUGAAUGCAUUAGUGCAGCACUGGGAGUCUGCUAGUUUAACUGCCUCCAUUUGCUCCUCCGCUAGUCGUUCGCUGCAGACUACACCAGUUCGUCAAGCACCCGUUAAGCAAUUAGCCCCAACUAGAGUGCUACAGACUAUAAUACCAGUUGCGAUGCCACAACAAGUAAUAAAUGCAGAAUUUCUACCUCAUGGCACAACGCAACCAGGACAAGUGCAGAUUAAUCCUCAAAGCCAACAAAUCUUACUAUCCAAUAUGAACACUAAUAUGCUACACCAAAUGGCAGUAGUGCCUCAAAUACCAAUGAGCAUGUCCGCAGAGGCAUCAGCAACCACCGCAAAUACGUCCAAUGCCCUCGCUAUCCUGCAGGCAACACCAAACCAAUCCCAGCAAUAUGCACACUUGCUGACACUACCGACUGGAUCACCGCAAUUACUAGGGAAGCAAAAUGUUAGUCCUAAACGUAUAGUAGAUACACGAUUAUUAAUUAGCCCAAGUCCUCUCGUACAACAAAUGCAAAAUCAAUAUAUACCCGCCUCAACGCUACCAACAACGUUGUCAGGCUAUGUGAAUGGUGGCCGGUCACCACAGCCUACAAUGCCCAUGCCCAUGCAAAUGACAUAUUUCGGACAACCCACUGCCCAACAAAAUAUGCAAACAGCGUCGCAAAAUGAUGACCAACUACAACAGCAACAUAUGCAACAACAACAACAACAGCACCAGCAACACCAACAACACCAACAACAUCAACAACAACUCAUACAACAGCAACAGUUGCAGCAACAACAACAACAAACUCCACAAAGCCAAAAUCAGUCGUCAUAUUACGGUGACGUAAUCCAUAGCACACAGGCACCACCAACUGAAUACCGAUUUCCCCCAGCAAUUAGUGUACAGCGUUUAGCGCCACAAGUGCAGCGGCAAUUACGUGAAACACAGGAACUAAUAAAAGACUCAUGCCCACAGCUAUAUGCAGCGGGCUAUGGUAGUCCAGGACCACCGAUUAGAAACCAAGCCAGAAACCCAACUAGAAGACCCACCCUGGAGACCCAAUUCUCACAGGAACUCUCGUGAUAUCUAUAUAAUUAGAAAAACUCUGCGCCAAAAAUGCAUGUUUUCUUCAAAAACCAACAUUUAAAAUGACUCUCACAUUCUCAUUUUGUUAAAAUCCUAAUCAUAUUGAAACAUAAGUAAUUUUUUUUUA
Molecule: messenger RNA, 2593 nt
Organism: Teleopsis dalmanni
Lineage: Eukaryota; Metazoa; Arthropoda; Insecta; Diptera; Diopsidae
Gene: tow
Product: putative mediator of RNA polymerase II transcription subunit 26
Exons: 5
Coding region: 1015-2463 (482 amino acids)
Source: RefSeq, a predicted model, not a curated record